AAGAAGAGGAAGGAGAAAACGCCUUGCUGAAAGAGCAAGAAAGAAAAAAAUUAAGAGAGGUGGUAGAUAGUUAUGCUUCACCUACUGAGCGUCCAAUAACAACCAAACUUGUUUUAGAUGAAGAUGAAGAAACCAAAGAACCCUUGGUUCAGAUUCAUAAAAACCUGGUUACCAAAUUGAAACCUCAUCAAAUAGAUGGUGUUCAGUUUAUGUGGGAUUGCUGUUGUGAAUCUGUAAUACAAAGAAAGAAAUCACCAGGCUCAGGAUGCAUUCUUGCCCACUGUAUGGGUCUUGGAAAGACACUACAGAAUUAUGGCUAUUCCUUUCUUAAUGACCAAGACUUUCACCGGGCGAUUAUUCUGAGUCCUUACUUGCCCAUCUUCAUUGAUAAUGAGCCAAAUAGCAUCCUGGCUUCC
This is a messenger RNA of Phascolarctos cinereus (koala), 416 nucleotides long. Lineage: Eukaryota; Metazoa; Chordata; Mammalia; Diprotodontia; Phascolarctidae. The record is from RefSeq and is a predicted model, not a curated record.